AUGACAAUUGACAUUUUCAAGUACUUGGAAAAGACGUUGACGGAGCGAAUCAUGUACUUGGACGGUGCCAUGGGUACCAUGGUCCAACGUCUCAAGCUUGAAGAAGCCGACUUCCGCGGCGAGGAAUUCAAGAAUCACCACACUGAUCUUCGAGGCAACAACGAUCUCUUGACGCUCACCAAACCGGACGCUAUCUAUGAUAUCCACAGAAUGUACCUGGAAGCUGGAUCGGAUAUGGUUGAGACCAACACUUUCAGUUCAACGUCAAUUGCACAAGCCGAUUAUGCAUUGGAAGCCUAUGCCUAUCGUCUCAACAAGGAGGGUGCCGAAUUGGCUAAACGCGCAUGCAAGGAUGUUUCCGAAGCAACGGGUAUCCCUCGCUUUGUAUGUGGUGCUAUUGGUCCCACCAAUCGUACAGCCUCCAUCUCUCCCUCUGUCGAGAACCCAGCCUAUCGUAACGUUACAUUUGACGAGCUGGUAACAGCCUACGCUGAACAAGUACGAGGUCUAUUGGAUGGUGGUGCUGAUAUUCUACUCGUGGAGACUAUCUUUGAUACCUUGAACGCCAAAGCGGUCGUGUAUGCCAUUGAUGUCGUCAUGGACGAAGACAAACGACCCAAGGUGCCCAUUUUCAUCUCAGGUACCAUUGUGGAUCAAAGUGGUCGUACGCUCUCUGGUCAAACGGGUGAAGCCUUCGUUACAUCCUUGAAGCAUGCCAAUCCAAUGGCAUUUGGUCUCAAUUGUGCUUUGGGUGCUCCUCAAAUGAAGCCUUUCAUUCAAAAUAUCAGUCGAUUCACCGAUGCCCAUAUCAUUUGUUAUCCCAAUGCUGGUCUUCCUAAUGCCAUGGGUGAAUAUGAUGAAAGUCCUGCUCAGAUGGCCAAGAAUGUGGAGCCCUUUGCACAAGAAGGUUUAGUUACCAUUAUUGGUGGUUGUUGUGGUACUACUCCUGAGCACAUUAAGGCCGUUGCUGAUGUGUGUCGUCAAUACAAGCCGCGUCCCAAGCCUCCAAGCAAUUCGGAUGUGAUGCUUCUUUCAGGUCUUGAAGUGCUUACUGUCAAUGAGACCACUGGUUUUGUCAACGUUGGUGAACGUUGUAACGUUGCUGGUUCACGCAAAUUCUGUCGCCACAUUCUCAAGGGUGAAUAUGAAGAAGCCUUGGCCAUUGCUCGUGCCCAAGUGGAGAAUGGUGCUCAAGUGGUCGAUGUCAACUUUGAUGAAGGUCUUUUGGAUGGUCAUGCAGCCAUGACACGUUUCUUGAAUUUGUUGGCUUCGGAUCCAGAUUGUGCACGUGUUCCUCUUAUGGUGGAUUCAUCCAAAUUCAGUGUGAUUGAAGCUGGUCUCAAGUGUGCUCAAGGCAAAUGCAUUGUCAAUUCCAUCUCACUCAAGGAAGGCGAAGAAGAUUUCAUUAACAAAGCACGAACCAUCAAGCGUUUUGGUGCUGCCGUGGUGGUCAUGGCUUUUGAUGAAACUGGUCAAGCAGUUGACAAAGAUCGCAAGGUUGAGAUUUGUACUCGUUCGUAUCGCAUCCUCGUUGACAAAGUUGGCUUCAAUCCCUAUGAUAUCAUCUUUGAUCCCAACAUUUUGACGAUUGCCACCGGCAUGGAGGAGCACAACAAUUAUGCUGUUGAAUUUAUUGAAGCAUGUCGCAUGAUCAAGGAGAGACUUCCUGGUGCCAAGAUCAGUGGUGGUGUAUCCAACUUGUCAUUUGCUUUCCGUGGUAUGGACAAGGUCCGUGAAGCUAUGCACUCAGUCUUUUUGUUCCACACCGUCAAGGCUGGCAUGGAUAUGGGUAUCGUGAACGCUGGUUUCUUGACCGUGUACGAUGAUAUCCCCAAGGACUUGUUGCAACUUUGUGAAGACGCUGUAUGGAACCGAGACCCUGAUGUGACUGAAAAGCUUCUCGAGUAUGCCAAGGCACAUUCAAAGGACGCCAAAAAGGAUGAUGAAGAAGAAGAAUGGCGUACAUGGGCUGUGAAUGAUCGUAUCUCCCAUGCACUUGUCAAGGGUAUCAUGAAGUACAUUCUUGAAGAUACUGAGGAAGCUCGUCAAAACAAGGAAAAAUAUCCACGUGCUCUCAAUGUCAUUGAAGGACCCUUGAUGGAUGGUAUGAAUGUCGUCGGUGAUCUCUUUGGUAAAGGCAAAAUGUUUUUGCCUCAGGUCAUUCGUUCUGCUCGUGUCAUGAAAAAGGCUGUUGCCCAUUUAGUCGAAUUCAUCAAGAUUGAAAAGGAGGAGGAGAUGGCUCGUACAGGUGCUACGGAGAUGAAGGGCAAUGGUACUAUCAUUAUGGCCACUGUGAAGGGUGAUGUGCAUGACAUUGGCAAAAACAUUACUGGUGUUGUGCUCGGCUGUAACAAUUAUCGCGUGGUUGAUCUUGGUGUCAUGGUGCCAGUCGACAAGAUUAUCAAAGCAGCUAUUGAGGAAAAGGCGGAUAUUGUCGGCAUGUCUGGUCUCAUCACGCCUUCAUUGGAAGAAAUGGUGAACAAUGCAAAGGAAUUCCAAAAGGCGGGUCUCAAUAUCCCCAUCAUGAUUGGUGGUGCCACAACCAGCAAAAUGCAUACAGCUGUCAAGAUUGCCCCACAAUACAGCGCACCCGUGGUCUAUGUGUUGGAUGCUUCUCGUAGCGUACCUGUUGCUGCUGCUCUCAUUGAUGACAAUCAACGUGAAGACUUUGCUGAAGACAUUCGUGAAGAAUAUGAGGAGUUGCGUGAAGAAUACUAUGAAGGCCUUGAAGACAAGCGUUUAUUGACCAUCGAAGCUGCUCGUGAAAAGGGAUUCAAGAUUGAUUGGGGCCUUCAUCCACCACCAGCUAAACCAACCUUCCUUGGCACCAAGGUGUAUGACGACUUGCCACUUGAACAAUUACUUCCUCGCAUUGAUUGGAAUCCAUUCUUCCAAGUCUUCCAGCUUCGUGGUCGCUAUCCCAACCGUGGUUAUCCAAAGAUCUUUGAUGAUGAGAAUGUUGGUCCUGAAGCCAAACGAGUCUUUGAUGACGCACAAAAGAUGCUCAAGGAGAUUGUAUCCAAGAAAUUAUUCAAAGCAAAGGGUCUUCUUGGUUUCUAUCCCGCUAAUAGCGUUGGCGAUGACAUUGAAGUAUACGAGGACGACUCGCGUGAAAAGGUCAAGGCUGUGUUUUAUGGUCUUCGACAACAAUCUGAAAAGGAGACCGAUGAGCCCUACUAUUGUCUUUCUGAUUUUGUGGCACCAAAGGGUAUCCCUGAUUAUAUUGGCAUGUUUGCUGUGAGCGGUGGAUUUGGAUGUGACGAAUUGGUUGCCAAGUUUGAAAAGGAUCAGGAUGACUAUUCGAGCAUUAUGGCCAAGGCACUUGCUGAUCGUUUCGCCGAAGCUUUUGCAGAAUUGAUGCACGAGGAAGUACGCAAGACUGAAUGGGGCUAUGCAAGUGAAGAAAACAUUUCGGCUGCAGAGAUGUUUGCCGUACGCUAUCAGGGUAUUCGUCCUGCUCCUGGUUAUCCUUCACAGCCUGAUCACACUGAAAAGAAGACCAUGUGGGAGCUUGGAGACAUUGCAGAAAAGACCGGCAUGACCCUUACCGAUUCAUUAGCUAUGGAGCCUGCUGCUAGUGUUAGUGGUUUGUACUUUGCACACGAGCAGAGCAAGUAUUUUGCUGUUGGCAAGGUUGACAAGGAUCAAAUCAAUGAUUACGCGGCACGCAAAAAGAUGGAUGUUCAAGAGGUUGAGAAAUGGUUGUCAACGAUCCUCGCCUACGAUGCUUAA
Messenger RNA from Lichtheimia ornata, 3732 nucleotides. Its product is annotated as methionine synthase. The record is from RefSeq and is a predicted model, not a curated record. Lineage: Eukaryota; Fungi; Mucoromycota; Mucoromycetes; Mucorales; Lichtheimiaceae. The transcript is spliced from 11 exons. Gene Ontology annotation, biological process: pteridine-containing compound metabolic process. Bases 1 to 3732 code for a protein of 1243 amino acids. Gene Ontology annotation, molecular function: methionine synthase activity; cobalamin binding; zinc ion binding.